Molecule: messenger RNA, 2412 nt
Organism: Enterobius vermicularis (human pinworm)
Lineage: Eukaryota; Metazoa; Nematoda; Chromadorea; Rhabditida; Oxyuridae
Source: the annotation of a GenBank genome assembly
AUGCGUACUACCAAUAGUGAAGUAGGGUGUAGCUCUUCUGGGGAAACUGUUGAUACCUUGCGUAUAACAGUAUGUGCAAAUCAGGGAGGCCGGAAGUAUAUGGAGGAUCGCGUGCAUAUUGAACACGUUGAUUCGAUAGAUGGGAAGAAAGGCUACACUUAUGUUGCAGUUUAUGAUGGCCACGGUGGGGCUGAUGCCAGUGAAUUUGUGCGGAAGAACUUGUUGAAAAAUAUCCAGAACCAAGAAGGUUUCAACGGAAGUGACGAAGAAAUGUUGCAAGCUAUUAGAAAAGGAUUUAUUGAAACUCAUUAUGCGAUGUUAAAAGUAGUGGAUGAGUGGCCCUUAACUGCAUCAGGUUACACGAGUACUGCAGGUACUACUGCAAGUGUAGCUUUUAUUACGCGUGGAAAAGUAUUUACCGGUCAUGUCGGUGAUUCGGCUAUAAUUGUCGGAAAACGACGAGAAGGGAGCGUGAUUGGUUUGUGUUUAACAGUGGAUCAUAAACCUGAUAAUUUCUAUGAAGAGGAGCGCAUUAAUAGAGCUGGAGGUAUGGUGAUGAAGAAAUCUGGUGUAAUGAGGGUAGUUUGGACAAGGCCUUUAAAAGGACAUAUUGGACCGGUUCGAAGAUCUACACCCACUGAAAGUAUUGCCUUUUUGGCUGUUGCCAGGUCACUUGGGGACCUGUGGUCUUAUAACAAAGAAACUAAACAAUUUAUUGUCAGUCCUGAACCUGACGUUUCUGUAUACACACUCAGUCAUACUGACAUAUGCCUUGUUCUCGGUUCUGACGGUCUUACGAAUGUUUUGAAAGCGCAGCAGAUUGUCGAUAUAGUAAACAACUGUGAGAGAGAUACUGAUCUUUCGAAUGGACGUUUGGUUAACCAUUCCAGAGUUUUACUUCGUACUGCUUUAGAUGGCUGGGGCAGUCUUCGUGCAGAUAACAUUACUGUUAUUACGGUGAGAUCUUUAAAAUCUGUUUUAAAGGUUAUGCUGGAUAAUGCGGAAGAAGAUAUAUUGAAUGAUUCUUUGUAUGAAAACAUUGCUCAAAAUUCUGCUUUUAAUAUGGAUCUUGAUAGUUUAUUUACUGAAAAUCAAACUGCGCUUGUCAGACUAACUGAAAAGUCUUGCCAACAUUUUUCAACGAUACCAGUCAGCAUAGUCUAUACAGGUGCAUUAGACCAGCAGUUUACUUCCGGUUCGUUUCCUUAUGUAGAUUAUUCUGGACCUGGGUUUUCUAAACAGAUUGUGCGGGAUAAUCCGAUAUUACCCUCUAAAAGCUCCUCACUCAUUGCUCAUUUGAGGCGCAGUGCGUCUUGUGGGGCCGUACCUCAGGAAAAUGGCGAUAAACAGAAUUAUUGUUACUGCUCUAUAGAUUAUUCGGUUCAUUUGUCGAGCGCUAUAAUAAGUUGUGCGGAACCAAGUUGCAGCAAUGAAGCAGGAGAUAAGAACAUCAAGAUGAAUCAAGGAAAAGAAGGAGUUACUAUAGAACCUCUGUUCACAAAUAUCUCGUUGUUGAGCAGUGAGUUAAUUAACCAACCAAAUAUUGAAAAAGCAGCGGACGACAGCUGCGUGAGGACCGUGAGAGAGGAAGCAGUCCAGACUUCUGUACAGGAAAAUAAUGAAAGCCAUGAAGGGAGCAGUAACCCUGGACGUGUUACUGACAAUUUUGCUGGUCCAAACCCUUUUUUUCUAAAUAGGAUGUCUGGGAAAGAGUCUCAAGAACUUUUUGUUAAACAUGACUGCAUCUCACCAAAGACAAAACCCAUUGCCGUGGUACCUCCAUUUGAAACAACACCGACUUCGUCUGGUCGAAGGCGGUUAGUUCCUGUGCGACGGUUAAGGCCUUCCUUUCUUCGUAGACGAGGUAUUGCUCGCAGAAAUUUGGUGACAGGCGUGGACUCCUCGAUUCAGAGGUGUGAUGACGAGACAGAGGAUUUGUGUGUGUUGGAUAAGAACAUUGACUUUAAAGAAAACGGUAGUUCUUGGGAUUAUGAAGGCUUAUCAGGAAGCUCAAGGGCGGAAGACAGUCCAACAAAGUACAGGAAUCGACUUUCUUUAGGAGGUGCUUCUGCUUUAUCACCUGUAUUAAUGUUAGCAGCUUUGCGAACUCCAGACCAGCUUUUAUUGAGUAAGGGAACGGACGAUCCUUUACGAAGGGAGUUGAUGUCUUUUCGGCACACGAGGCACUGCUCAUCUGUUAUUACUCCAACAGCGUCGAAAUUACAACAGCUCAAGCUUGCUGAUGAUUCCGCAGCAGCCCCAUCAAAUGAGCUUGCGGAUGAGUCAUUACUUAAACAAAAGAGGAAAAACGAGUUUGAUGAUAGUACUCACGUGAGUAUGGAGCCAGUGCCGAAAAGAUCUCGUUUAUGGGGCUUUUUUUCUAGCUUAAUUGGUGAUAGGAAAUCCAAAUGA